ACUCCGGAAUUUCAGACAACCAAAGCAGAGAUUGUACCUUGCCAGUCAUCCUUUCAUACCCACGAAGUUCCCUACACAGUCACAAUGAGCCGUGAUAACGUCGUUAGAAGCGUCGUCUCUGCUUAUGAAAAGCUCAAGACUGAAUGGUCUAAAAAGAACAGAAACCUUGAAGCAUGUGGAAAAUAUCUUUCAGACAUAAAGGUGGAAUUAACAAAGCUCCAGUUCUUACCAUCCAUGGGUCACAGUGUAUCCAAAGAAGAGUUAUUGGUUGCAAGGAACACAUUGGAAAUUGGAGCUCUUUGGAGUAUUGCAACAAAAAAUAUCCCAUCAUUUGAGAGAUACAUUGCCAUGCUUAAGAUAUAUUAUAUGGAUUACAGGGAACAGUUACCUGAAUCCCCCUAUAUGUAUGAGCUGUUAGGACUGGACCUGCUGUGUCUUCUUGCACAAAACAAAGUUGGGGAGUUCCACACAGCUCUAGAGCAUCUGCCACCCCCAGCAGUAACCGACAAUGUUUAUAUAAGGCAUCCUGUUGCUAUGGAGCAGUAUUUAAUGGAAGGAGCAUAUAACAAGAUAUAUCUAGCAAAAGGAGAAGUACCUGCAGAAGGUUACAAAUUCUUUAUUGAAGAGUUAUUAGCUACCAUUAGGGAGGACAUUGCAGACUGUGUAGAGAAUGCUUAUGAUCGCAUCAGACCAGAAGAUAUUGGGAAAAUGCUGUAUCUCUCCAGUACUAAAGAAAUACUUCACUAUUGUGAGCAGAGAGGAUGGCAAGUGGGCAAUGAUGGUUACCUACAUUUCAAGAAAGAAGUGCGUAAGAGUGAUGAUAGUAUUCCAUCACAAGAAUUAGCACAUCAGAUGAUUAACUAUGCACGAGAGAUGGAGCAGAUCGUGUAGAUAUUAGAGAUGCUAUUUCUUUGUUGUGAUUAACAUAUAUUUUCACACAAGUAAAGUAAAAACAUUACUUUACAGCUUGACUAACAAUAUUUGUAUAGUGUCAAAAUUAAGUUCAAACUUUUUAAACUCAUGCAACAUUCUCUGUUGUUUGAAGGAAAAUUGUUUUUAUCAUGGAUUGGCCUUAUGGAACUUUUUUGGUUCAAUGUGUAUUUUUGUUUGAAUUUAUUUGUAUUUUGGUACCAGUAUAAUAUACUGUACUUGCAGAAUUUCACACCAACCAUUUUCUGUUUUAUUUCAAUCUGUUUUUCAAUAGAUAUAUUCCAAUGCCUUACGGUGGUACAUAUUUGUAAUAAAUUAUAUGGAAAUUA
Molecule: messenger RNA, 1259 nt
Organism: Macrobrachium nipponense
Lineage: Eukaryota; Metazoa; Arthropoda; Malacostraca; Decapoda; Palaemonidae
Product: 26S proteasome non-ATPase regulatory subunit 8-like
Exons: 6
Coding region: 85-891 (268 amino acids)
Biological process (GO): proteasome-mediated ubiquitin-dependent protein catabolic process
Cellular component (GO): proteasome regulatory particle; proteasome regulatory particle, lid subcomplex; cytosol
Source: RefSeq, a predicted model, not a curated record